Cinclus cinclus is the source of this 1222-nucleotide messenger RNA. It is a transcript of the gene DND1, whose product is annotated as DND microRNA-mediated repression inhibitor 1. The record is from RefSeq and is a predicted model, not a curated record. Gene Ontology annotation, cellular component: cytoplasm; nucleus. Gene Ontology annotation, molecular function: mRNA binding. The transcript is spliced from 5 exons. Gene Ontology annotation, biological process: mRNA stabilization; negative regulation of miRNA-mediated gene silencing. The coding region runs from base 71 to 1039 and encodes 322 amino acids. NCBI's taxonomy places the organism in Eukaryota, Metazoa, Chordata, Aves, Passeriformes, Cinclidae.
AAAGAAGGUGUUAACUGACAAGACUUUGGGAGGGGCCAAAGGCGUGGACCAACGGAAUCUGCGAGAUAAGAUGGCCCUGCUCGCCUGGGUGAAGGAGACCGGCAUCGAGCUGGUGCAGAUCAACGGGCAGAGGCGCUACGGGGGGCCCCCCCCAGGCUGGGUGGGCGGCCCGCCGCCGGCCGGCACCGAGGUGUACAUCGCCAGGCUGCCGCAGGACAUCUACGAGAACACCCUGAUCCCGCUGUUCCAGAGCGUGGGGAAGCUCUACGAGUUCCGCCUCAUGCUGACCUUCAGCGGCCUCAACCGGGGCUUCGCCUACGCCCGCUACGCGUCGCUGCAGGACGCCCGGAGAGCCAUCGCCACCCUGCACCGCUUCCAGCUGCGCCGGGGCUGCACCAUUGUGGUGUGCUGGAGCACGCAGAAGAAAGAACUCGUCAUCAACGGCCUGGGCGCCUCGGUGAGCCAGCAGGAGCUGGAGGGCAGGCUACAGAUGAUCACUGAGGGGAUCCACAGUGUCACCCUCCAUGACAACCCCUGCCGGAGACAGGCCAAGCUCGCUGUGCUGAAGUACAGGUCGCACGAGGCUGCUGCGCUGGCCAGGAAAGCCCUGAUGGAAGGGAACCUGAAGCUUGGGAAAGCAGGGAUCAGGGUGGACUGGCUGGACCCCCAGCUGAAGAAGAAGCUGCAGCUCAGUGAGGAGGAGCCAUUGUCCAGCUGGGUGCAGGGAGGUGAGAGCCUGGCAGUGCCCAGGCCAGUGGCCCUGUGUCCAUCACUGCAGAAUGUGCUGGGGUGCCUGAACAUGCUGUGCUGGCAGCAUUGCCUGAAGACACCCGUGUUCAUGACCAAGUGUGUCCAGGUGAACCCUGAUGGGUGGAAGAAGUUCUGGUACCAGGUGGUGGUCCCAGGAUAUGAUGUGCCCAUCAGCGGCUUCACGUGGAUCUUGCCGGACAGGCAGGGCCAGAGCGAGCACGAGAAGGCCAAGGCGGCAGCGGCCCUGCACAUCCUCCGGGUGUUAAGCAAGUCCCUGGGUGCCAGCUGAUGGAGGCAGCCACUGCCAAAGCCACGAUUGUGCCUGAGCCCUGCUGGGCUCCCGGCCCUGUUCCAGCUUUCCUUCGGGAUGUUUGCAUCAGUUUUGAGAGUUGGUUCUGGAGGAUAAAGGCUGCUGUCCUGGUCCACGGCAGUCCCCAGGCCGCCCUUGAGUUGGUUCUAGUUUUGAGUUGUU